AUGUCUCUCUCAUCUCUCCCCAUCGAACUGCUCGACGCUAUCUGCGAGCCUCUCGCUUCCAACCCAGCCACCCUCGCGACCCUUGCGCUCACAUGCACAACGUUCAAUGCAUGUGCUACUCGGCAACUAUAUCGCACCUUAUCCGUAUCUGCCUACGCACGCACCCUCCCGAUCGUGCAGACCCUUGCUCGCCGACCGGACCUCGCAGCCCUUGUUCACUCAUUCGCACUCACUCUCGAUGACGCAGACUUUGCCUUCCGGCCAUUUUACGUCCUGCUUCGGUCGGCAUUAGGUCAUAUGUCCCACCUCGUCUCGCUAGAGCUUCUCGUAGAUUCGAACGCAAGCUGGGUCUUAUCCAGCCCCAGCGCACAGUUCCAGUUAUCCCAACUGGAGCAGUUCACAUGCUCAUUCCCGCUGGACAUGCAUGUAUCUGCUUUCCUGGGUCGCACCCCAGCUCUGCGUUCGCUGCAGAUUUCCGAGCCAGCCCUUCCCAGCUGCCAGAACCUCCCAGACACGCACAUUCCUUUAUUGGAAUCGUACACGGGUCCUGCGUCACUCCUCCCCCUCCUUGCUUCUCGUCCAGUUUCGACUAUCUACCUCUCGGGCGAUCUCAGGCUCGAAGACAUACCCCAGCCCUCGGGCGCUCCGAACGCGCGAGAAAUAGAGUUGAAUCUCUAUCCAUAUCCGGCUCCGAAGAACUCGGAUUCUGACGGGGGCAUAAAACGGCGAGAGCAAGUGCAGGUCUUCAGCGCGAUCACCAGUGAAACUCCUGCACCGUUGCUCGAAGCCCUUGCGCUCGCGUACCCAGGGCUUGUCUGUCUCAGGGUAAUGACAACGUCUGCAUUCUGGGACGCCCCGGAUAUGACUUUAUACACGCGUAUCGCAGCUACCCUAGCGUCUUUAUCAGCGCUUACAGUUUUCGAGCUGUCUGGAAUGCACUGGGAGGCGCGUCCAAAAGCACCCACCAGUCCGUCUGGCUUUGGGGUAGGACCAGAAGAGAAAGAAUGGAUCUCUCCGCCUGUCACACCUCGGGCCGUUGAAGGGAAUGAGGGCCACGAGUUUACCAUGGAAAAUCAGAGCCCCGAGCUCGGUCUGGGCGAUGCAUUCUAUGAUUGGUUGGAUUGA
This is a messenger RNA of Fibroporia radiculosa, 1125 nucleotides long. RefSeq lists its product as uncharacterized. Lineage: Eukaryota; Fungi; Basidiomycota; Agaricomycetes; Polyporales; Fibroporiaceae. The transcript is spliced from 2 exons. The record is from RefSeq and is a predicted model, not a curated record. The coding region runs from base 1 to 1125 and encodes 374 amino acids.